AUGGAAGCUUCUCUUGUUGUCCUUCACCAGGAAUUUGGGAGUGCUAUUCAGGAGCUUCGCAGUGAGAAUCAACAGCUCCAGGCUGAUUGCCAAUCUUUACGGGCUGAAUGUCAAUCAUUACAUACAGCUCUGAACAGCUCCCGAUCCCAAUCCCGUCCGAAGCCUUCACUGCCAGACCUUGAACGAAUCCCUGGCAGCCUAUAUUGCUAA
Paracoccidioides lutzii Pb01 is the source of this 210-nucleotide messenger RNA. RefSeq lists its product as hypothetical. The coding region runs from base 1 to 210 and encodes 69 amino acids. The transcript has a single exon. The record is from RefSeq and is a predicted model, not a curated record.